Molecule: messenger RNA, 1502 nt
Organism: Mya arenaria
Lineage: Eukaryota; Metazoa; Mollusca; Bivalvia; Myida; Myidae
Product: protein starmaker-like
Exons: 3
Coding region: 495-1097 (200 amino acids)
Source: RefSeq, a predicted model, not a curated record
UGUGGAUUGGAGACACUAUUCGCAGGGAUAAUCAAUACCUAUUGAAGCUGACAAUGCUCUGCUUGAGUAACAUGCGCAAGUCAGAGCUAGUCGUUCUUAAGUCGUGGCCAGAAGCGAUAUUCGUUAGCUACCUUGAAUGUGAAACUGAAUUGUCGUAAUAUCCAAAAAUGUUAUAAUUGGAAAUGAACGUGGAAUUGUACUGACUAACAAAAGCAUUUACUGGAAACUGGCAGGACUUAUUCUUGGAGUUAUAUCUAAAGUUAAGAACAAACAUGGACUAGUAAUAAUUGACCGGAUCAUAUAGGACAUAGUUCUAAGAAGACAAUUUGUUUUGGUAACUCUUGAUAAUGAGUUUAAAUAAAGCUAACUUAAAAUAAAACCGGACCUUUACCAAAUGGCAGGAGCUUAUAGUGGCAUGCUUUUCAAAAGCCAGUUUGUUGAUAUGAGUUUAAAGCUGUAUACGUUAUUAUAUUUAUUAUGACGGAGGAUCUAGAAUGUUUUUAUCGCCGUCAAAAAUUCUUUACACUCAUCAAUAUGAUCCGGCAAUUCGAAUGUCAACAGAACAGACGUUUUCAGAAUUAACGAAGAAUUCUAUACACGGAUCUGUGUUUCCAAAACUUCAGGUUGUCAAAAAGGACGGUUUCUAUUUUACUCUGAACGAUGCAAAACUUCAGGUGUACAGACACUUAGAAAAGCUUGGUAAAUGUGGAAGUGUCGAGGUGGAAAAGGUGGCGCUUAAAGAAGUACCAGAAGGUAUCAGACAGCUCAUGAAAGCCCCCGAAAAAGUCAAACGGCGUAGAAGCGAGAAGUCAAGAACAAAAGAUGGCGGAAAGUAUACCAGUGUUUCCUCAUCUUCCACGAUAGAUAUUCCCGAUGCAGACUCACUUGUGCUGGCCUCGCGUGAUGACGUCAGUGAUGGUGACGAAACUUCCGGUGAAGAGAGUUCUGAUGAAGAUGAUACAGAUUCGGACUCUUCAGAUUGGAGUGAUGAAGACGUCUCAGACACGGACAUACAGACAGAUGAAGAUGAAAGGUCAAGAUUGCAACCACAGGAUUACUCCGCAGCUAACAACGACGAAAAUGAAAGUUUCAUUUGACCAUUAUCAACUUUACCUGAAGACAGAUUAUAUAUUUGUAAUUAUUUAAAACGUAUAUAUAUUCAAACGAUGUCAGUUGACGACUAUAUUAAAACGAAAUGUUAUUUUUUCUUCUGUUAGUUAUUUAAUAAAUAUUUAUUGCACGAAGUACUUUACUUUGAUCAAAUGAAAUUCACUUACCAUCGUGAUAACAUAAGCAGAAUGACUGUAAGUGUUAUGUAAUUGUUUAAACCAAACAAUGGAAUUUGAUCUCGGAUUUAAGUACAAUGUGUGAAUACCAAGUUCGAUGCAAUGAAUUCAAUUUACAGUUUUUAAUAUGAUAUUUGAGCAUUAACUGAAUAAUGCACCUUUUUCGUUACAAAGGUUUUGAGAACCAACUUAUAUCCGACUUUAUACUUUUGUGAA